Messenger RNA from Dibothriocephalus latus, 1182 nucleotides. The record is from the annotation of a GenBank genome assembly. Lineage: Eukaryota; Metazoa; Platyhelminthes; Cestoda; Diphyllobothriidea; Diphyllobothriidae.
AUGCAAGACUGGAAUUACGUGAGUUUUGACGAUAAAAUGUUAUUGCCAACCCGGAUUAUAGGCAACUUUGCUCUGAAUUAUCUUGUGUCCCAUUCGCCAUUGGAGUCUUUUGUGCAACAAACACUGGUCGUACUCGUUUGCAGACUCACGAAGCUGGGCUGGUUCGAUUCAGUUGAAAAGGGUCCGGAAUGGCCUUUUCGUGAUCUUAUGGAUUCGGCAAAUAAAUGCAUUCAGUCGGGUCAGCUUAGUGGAGUACUACUCGGUGUCCAACUGAUGUCAAACCUGGUGGAUGAGAUAUCUCAAACAAGCGACUCGGACCAUACUCGUGCCGUCUUCUUCCUUCGUAAAAUGUCCAUGUCCUUUAGGGAUACCCUUCUUUUUCCUAUUUUUCAACUUGGACUUAAUCUGCUCCAAGAGACCGACCAGAAUCUGAAAACCUUCAAUGCCUCGGAUCCCAGUCAGAUAUUAACUGCGUCCUUUUUGUGUGUCCAAUGGCAGACGGCGAUCGUCCAGCACAGCCUGCGUCUUGCCCUCUCCUGCCUCAGCUACGAUUUCCUGGGCACUUCUGUCGGUUCAGCACCGGGCGCGUGUGACGAUAUGAUCUCCGCCACUGGCGACGAUCUGAUGACUGUUCAGCUGCCGACUGCCUGGCGGCCUGUCUUUCUAGAGUGCUCCACCGUCCAACUCUUUUUUCGGCUCUUUGCUGGUCUGCCUAGCCAGCUACGGCCCUUGACCAUAUCCUGUCUGGUGCAAAUGGCAAGCAUCCGACGUUCGCUUUUUAGCAACGCUGAACGUCAAUCCUUUUUGACCUCGCUCAUGACUGGCGCGCUUGGCGUUCUGCGAGACCACGCAGAUCUUCUUCGUGAACCACUCACCUACCACGAGUUCUGUCGUUUCCUUUCCCGCAUAAAGUGCAAUUUUCAGCUGAGUGAACUAAUGCAGGUGGACGGCUACGCCGAUUUUUUGCGCCUGGUUGCCGAAUUCACCGUCCACAGCCUUCGUAACUCGUCCAACGUCAACAGUCUGCACUACCUGUUGGUGCUCUGGCAGCGACUGGUGGCCAGUAUCCCCUAUGUGCGUUCGGCCGACCCCUACCUGGUGGACACCUACGCGCCUCAGGUGGCCUGUGCCUUCGUACAGUAUCGCCUGGAUGAGGUGCCCACCUACGCAGAACAGGCCUUU